Molecule: messenger RNA, 465 nt
Organism: Eruca vesicaria subsp. sativa (arugula)
Lineage: Eukaryota; Viridiplantae; Streptophyta; Magnoliopsida; Brassicales; Brassicaceae
Source: the annotation of a GenBank genome assembly
AUGGAGGAGUCGAGCGACAGGCUUGUACGGUUAGGGCAAGACGCGACGCCAGAAAUUCUGCCAACCGGAUACAGAGAGAUCACGACGGUAGAUGACUUAGCAAUUCAAUCCACCACACAAGACCUAGCCGCAGCAGGUGGACUAUACAAUCAUGUUAACCACUCGUGGUUGUAUAGACAGAUCAGAACGUUAGACCAAAUCAGAGAGAGGUCGACGACGACCGAACCAUACUUCUUUUUUUUUGUGAAAAGGAAACCAUACUUCUUUAUUCCUCGUGAUGAAAAAGAACUAAAAGAAGAAAGUCAACAACGGCCACGGCCAGCUCUUCCUAAGGCUAGACCGAGACGAGAUCCUCCUCCUCGAGUAUCUCGACGGUCCUCACAGGUAUCUCAACCUAUUUAUCUCCGCCACAGGUUUCAGCCACGGUCACGUAAUGAUGACUCUUCUUCACGGCGCCAACGCUGA